Molecule: messenger RNA, 825 nt
Organism: Aspergillus calidoustus
Lineage: Eukaryota; Fungi; Ascomycota; Eurotiomycetes; Eurotiales; Aspergillaceae
Source: the annotation of a GenBank genome assembly
AUGUCUCGAACCAUUCAGGACACACUUUCUCCCGGCCUGGGAAAAGAUGGCAAGCAAGUCGAGUAUAUCGAAACGGUAGAUGCAUACAACAAAUGGGCCGAGGUCUACGAUAAAGAUGGCAACUUCUUACAGGCUCUCGACACAAUCGAGAUGCGCAAUCUCCUGCCAUACUUUUUAGCCCGUGUCCAGUCCGAUUUCGCGGCCGAGAAUACGCUCAAGCUUGUCGACCUGGGCUGCGGCACAGGCCGCAACACUCUGCAACUCGCAAGACUCGCACCCGCGGAAGCUCAAAUCACGGGCGUCGAUGCUUCGCCCGGUAUGCUUGCUGUCGCCAAAGCUACUGUCGAAGCUGAAGGAAAGGGGCAGGUAAUGCUAGGCGAGUACGAUCUACUUUCCCCGGAUGCUCCAAUCCCUGCAUCCCUACAAGACGGCGCUUUGGCGUCUGGGAUAAUUUCCACGCUUGUGCUCGAGCAUAUCCCGGUGGAUUUGUUCUUCUCUGGCGCAGCGAGGUUGAUGAGGCCCGGGGGAUACUUUCUCGUCACGAAUAUGCAUGCGGAGAUGGGGGCGAUUAGCCAGGCCGGGUUUGUGGAUGAGAAGACGGGGACGAAGAUUCGGCCAACAAGCUAUGCGCAUACCAUUGGUGAUGUUGUUGCUGCCGCCGAGAGGGUUGGGUUUGAGAUUGUCGGCUUGGAUGAGAAUGGGGAGGUGGGCGUAAGAGAGAGAAAGGUUGAGGAGGGGAUAGUGGAAGCUUUGGGAGUUAGAGGGAGAAAGUGGGUUGGUGUAACUGUAUGGUUUGGGGUUUGUUUUAGGAUGAAGAGUGCUUAG